Messenger RNA from Trichechus manatus latirostris (Florida manatee), 2010 nucleotides. RefSeq names its product KIAA2013 ortholog. Lineage: Eukaryota; Metazoa; Chordata; Mammalia; Sirenia; Trichechidae. The transcript has 3 exons. The annotation marks the transcript as partial. The record is from RefSeq and is a predicted model, not a curated record.
CUGCCGUGGGCUCGCGGCGAUCCGGGCGCUGCCGAGCCCUCCGUUUGCCUGGAGGCAGCCACCCGUGCCUGGCGUGGCCUGCGGGAGCGCGGCGAGGCUGUGCCCCUGGGUCCUGGCGUGCCGGCCCUGGUGGCCAACGGCUUCCUGGCCCUGGAUGUGGCGGCCAACCGACUCUUGGUGAUCCCCGGGGAGCGGGAGCCAGCCGUGGCGCCGGACUUCGUGCCGUUUGUGCAGCUGCGCCCGCUCAGUGCGCUGUCCGAAGCUGGGGAAGCCGUGCUGCUGUUGCGGGAGGGCCUGCUGCGCCGGGUGCGCUGCCUGCAACUAGGGGCUCCAGGCUCCGGCCCCGCGGCGGCCGUCCCUGGGCCUGCCUCGGUCUCUGACCUUGCCGGGAGCGGCCGCGACUGCGUGCUGCUGCAAGAGGACUUUCUGGCGCACCGAGGCCGACCUCACGUCUACCUCCAGCGCAUCCAGCUCAACAACCCCACGGAGCGCGUGGCCGCGCUGCAGACUGUGGGGCCUACUGCCGGCCCGGUCCCCAGGGCCUUCACAAGUACCCUGGAGAAAGUCGGAGACCAUCAGUUCCUUCUCUACUCGGGCCGGUCCCCGCCUUUGUCCACGGGACUGGUGCACUUGGUGGUGGUGGCCGCCAAGAAGCUAGUGAACCGGCUCCAGGUGGCUCCCAAGACGCAACUGGAUGAGACAGUGCUGUGGGUGGUACAUGUCUCCAGUCCCAUUAAUUCCCAGGCGCUCAAGAGCAGAGCAGCCAAGGAGCUCAAGACGCUGCAGGACUUGGCCCGGAAGGAAAUGCUGGAGCUCUUGGAGAUGCCGGCGAAUGAGCUGCUUCAGGACCACCAGCGCCUCUGGGCCCAGCUCUUCAGCCCAGGAGUGGAAAUGAAGAGGAUCACCGACGCCCACACGCCGUCCAGCCUGACCGUGAAUCUGACGCUGUACUACAUGCUCUCCUGCUCCCCAGCCCCGCUGCUCAGCCCUGCCCUGAGCCACAGGGAGCGAGACCAGAUGGAGUCAACGCUCAACUAUGAAGAUCACUGCUUCAGUGGCCACGCCACAAUGCACGCCGAGAACCUCUGGCCCGGGCGCCUCUCCACGGUCCAGCAGAUCCUGCAGCUGUCUGACCUAUGGAAGCUGACCCUGCAGAAGCGUGGCUGCAAGGGACUGGUGAAGGUGGGCGCCCCGGGCAUCAUGCAGGGCAUGGUGCUCAGCUUCGGCGGGCUGCAGUUCACCGAGAACCACCUCCAGUUCCAGGCCGACCCCGACGUGCUGCACAACAGCUACUCGCUGCACGGCAUCCGCUACAAGAACGACCACAUCAACCUGGCCGUGCUCGCGGACGCUGAGGGCAAGCCCUACCUGCACGUGUCCGUGGAGUCCCGUGGUCAGCCCGUCAAGAUCUAUGCCUGCAAAGCAGGCUGCCUGGACGACCCCGUGGAGCUGACCUCAGCGCCCCAGGGCCACACAUUCUCUGUCAUGGUGACGCAGCCCAUCACGCCGCUGCUCUACAUCUCCACCGACCUCACGCACCUGCAGGACCUGCGGCACACGCUGCACCUCAAGGCCAUCCUGGCCCAUGAUGAGCACAUGGCCCAGCAGGACCCUGGGCUCCCCUUCCUCUUCUGGUUCAGUGUGGCAUCCCUCAUCACCCUCUUCCACCUCUUCCUCUUCAAGCUCAUCUAUAACGAGUACUGCGGGCCUGGCGCCAAGCCCCUCUUCCGGAGUAAGGAAGAUCCCAGUGUCUGAGUGAACAGAUGGUCCUGCUUUCAGCCACCAUUUGCACAAGACGCCCAGCACUGAAAGUCCUACUGCUGUGAACAAGGGAUCCUCUGAAAGCCAGCACCCUUUAGUGCCUUGUUUGGGGAAACCAGCGACUCCAAGCGUUUGUGGGUGUUCAGGAGUCUGCGCCGGAAGGAAGGAGAGUGUCCGGUGGGGAGUAGGGAGGGGAGGGGCCCGUGGACUUUUUGUAAGCUUUCGGCUGAAUAAAAUGAACCCAUGUGG